AUGGUUUCAACUAGCUUGAUUCGGAAUAUUGUGAUAUUAUCACCUCUAACGCAUUGUAUUAAAUAUAGAUUUAGUCAAUUCGUUUCGACAUGUGUACCAAAGGAGGAGAGACGACAGCUAAUCGUAACACUGAGUUCAUUCAGUGUGCCACGAUGUAGACUUGAGCAGAGUAUGAAAUAUCACUUGCAAAGAAGGAACUAUUGUGUAAAUAAUAAAAACGAUCCAUGUCUUGAGACGAAAUUCUCUGAUAAAGAGGUUCAAAAACGAAGUGCAAGUUUAGUAGCUAAGGAAUCAACCUCUAGUUUGGAUAUUGUUGAACAAAUAGUGGCAAAACUGCAAGCAAACGGGAAGUCAUUUAUUCUUCCUAUCAAUGACAGCUCAGCUAUGGAAGCCCUCGCGAAACCUUUCAAAAUUCUUCUCAAUAUAGGAAUUCGAGAGGACUUUAUUGUUGAUUCAUGUAUUUGUGUACCUGAACUUUUCACAUCUCUAACGCGAAAAGGAGAUACAAGUAUUGAAAUCAUUGAAAUUGUUGCCGACUUUUGCCAGUUUACCUACGAAGAUGCUAUUCGUUUUUUUGCCACGUAUAGCAAAGAACUGUUAUCAUCAGGAGCUGAAGAAAUUCAAAAGUGCUUGGAAGUAUUGGAGUCUUAUGGAUUUAUAGACGAAAAAUUAGGUAAAGCGGUAUUAUCAUGCCCUGCCCUACUUUUUUGCCAUAAAUCAGACGUAUUAAGCCAAAAUGCCGAAAAUUUGUUCUCUUAUUUCAAUAAGAAUCAAUUUUAUUCGUUACUGAAUUCUUCGCCUGAACUUUUGCUAAGUGACACAAGAGAAGCAGAACUAAUAAUUGAGUACAUUUAUUGUCAUAUGCUCAUGGAAGGUGAAGAUUUUGCGGGGUGCAAAAACCUUGCUCAUAUUUCCCUGAAUGAAGUGAUGGAUCGCCAUCAGUUUCUACUGAAAACGGGUUCUUAUAAAACUCCAGAUCCGAAAAGACCGCAAUUAAGAAUGGAAAACCCAACAUUAAAGAAAAUUCUCAACAGCAAUGCAAAAGAGUUCGCAGAAAAAAUAGCUUGUGUGUCGCUGAGCGAAUGGAAUUUAUUUCAAGAAUUACAAAAUAAGCGGCGUGAAUUGCAAGCAGAGGAUAAGAGAUUUCCCUUCGAAAGAAUCAAACCAUCGAUGCGAAAAAGAUCUGAACGAGAUAUUGUAGAUUCAAAUAAACUUGAUGGACAACUGCAUCAAAAACAAAUUAUUGGAUUAAUAAUUACGGGAGAAACGUCAUUAUUUGCUGUAUAUAUUUACAUGCUUAAGGCCACGAAGUUGAACGUGGGUGUAAUGUUGAAUCAAUCGUCAUCAUCGUCUUCUUCCACCAAAAAUUAUAUAGACGUGUGUGGUGAGAUCAACGAAUCCAGUAGUACUGCAACUGUGCAACAACGUCUUCUCAGUGGUAAUAAUAUCUCGAGACAGUUGAAACAGGAGGAGUCAAUUGUCACUGCUGCUGCAAGUAGUACUUGUGUAAUUACAAGUGAUACACCAAAUAUGAGCAGUCAUGAUGAGGCUGGUUGCAUGGCCAGUCUAUUUCAGACGCCCCCUUGGGCAUCCAUGGCUAUACUUCCACCACAUAAUUUGCCGCAACAGCAAGGAGGAGUUACAAGAGAAGUUGUUGGUAGUACAAAUCAUCCGCUAGCAAUGCGUUAUCAUCCAAAUUUUGAUGGAACUGCUGCUGCUGCCGCUGCAGCAGCAGCAAAAGAUCCAAUGAAUGCAAUCAAUGCCCCUCUUUAUCAAGUAAGUAUUUUCGACAACUAUCUCAUCUAA
Thelazia callipaeda (thelaziosis nematode) is the source of this 1806-nucleotide messenger RNA. The record is from the annotation of a GenBank genome assembly. Lineage: Eukaryota; Metazoa; Nematoda; Chromadorea; Rhabditida; Thelaziidae.